AUGUCCACUCCAAGUCAGGGCAAAGACGACGAUGAGCCUGGCGACUUACAUUUAUCAUUAAAGGGCCUCACUGGCGACGGGGCUCUUCCUGAAACGGCAACACUCGAUACACCAUUGAACGGAUGGGUCUCUAUGGACCCUCCUUCAAUCAGUGAGGCACUUCAUGGAGAGUCCGUUAUCGCGUUUCCGGAGUUCGCAACGAGAUUGCCGCUCUCAACGCCCACCGAUCGACAAUUUGGCGAAUUUGGCAAUGAUAAAAGAUCUUGCGCAUGCUUUGGGUCAACUUUACAAGCCUUGGAAAAGGCCCAGAGGACUGAUCUACAAUCCUUGGGCCUGGAUGUCGCACUCCGACAUAACAAAGAUGCGUUGCUCACAAUGCUCUACUGUGCACGACAGCACUACCCGACUCCUCAUUCUAAUACUUUUACGAAAAUCCCUUAA
Penicillium canescens is the source of this 441-nucleotide messenger RNA. RefSeq lists its product as uncharacterized. The coding region runs from base 1 to 441 and encodes 146 amino acids. The transcript has 2 exons. The record is from RefSeq and is a predicted model, not a curated record. Lineage: Eukaryota; Fungi; Ascomycota; Eurotiomycetes; Eurotiales; Aspergillaceae.